Podospora pseudopauciseta is the source of this 2291-nucleotide messenger RNA. RefSeq lists its product as uncharacterized. NCBI's taxonomy places the organism in Eukaryota, Fungi, Ascomycota, Sordariomycetes, Sordariales, Podosporaceae. The transcript has 2 exons. The record is from RefSeq and is a predicted model, not a curated record. The coding region runs from base 480 to 1346 and encodes 288 amino acids.
CUCCCUCCCAACCACCUCAACCGUUGAUGUCUUUGGCUACUUGGAGAAAGGUCUUGUUCGAUCGAGUUCUCUAAUACGAAGGUGAUUGUGUAGUGUGAGAUGUCACAAAUCGGGUAUUGCUUGGCAUCGAAUGUCUGGAAUACAACCAACCCCCUGUCAAGCGUUGUUUGCUGCUUCAGCCCUAACCCUUGUUUAGAUGCUUAACCUCCAAGAUAUCAACUUCAAUAGAUCGUUACCAUUGUUUCGCAGUUUCAGACGCGAUGAUUCCCACGCGUCGAGGUAGCAUCGCUUCAAACGAGCCAAUGACCACCCCUCAUCUUCGAAUCCCGUCGCUUGGCGUGCCAUCUUUUCAAAUCUCCGUCGGUGUUCUCUAAGCGCGGUAUUAGGGGGGGCAGGGCGAGGCAGAUACCAAUGGCAAACUCAAUCUGUUUUCUCCUGAUAUUCAGUGAUUUCGUGCAUAUAUCUGCCUGUUCCAAAAGAUGACGCCCGCCGACCUCGGAACCGCCACCACGACAGGCGCUACGACUACUGCUCCUUUCCCGUUCGCCGAAACAACUUCCCAGAGGAUCGCCUGUAGCGCGCUGGUAACGGGGUAUUACCAGUGUGGGAGCUACGAAAGUGAAGGAUGCUGUCCCACGGGGUAUGCCUGUGCCGAAGAGAUGGAUCGGUGCAUCAUCCCCAGCACUCCGUCGACCAACGUGGAUUUUACUGGGAGAUGCUUCGGGCUGUUGGGGUAUGGGCAAUGUGAUGAGGAGGCGGGAGGAGGCUGUUGCCCUUCCUCCUACGCCUGCCUGGACGGCAGCUGCAUGCUCACGCACAAGGUUCAGAAAACACUCACCAGCUGGGUGUCAUACGGGAGUGUCGAGGCUGGGACAACACCCUCGAUUUUUGUGAUGGACUACUCUUAUCCGCCGGAUAUACAGGUGUCUCUCACCCGUCUUUUCAAUGCGGCUCCUAUGAUGACUACCGAUCCUUUCUUCGAAGGGACCACUACCAGCCCUCUUCUCGAGGGGACAUACACGAUUUCCAGGCUUCCAACAGGUAUCGAUACGGAACCGAAAGGAGGCUUAGGGACGGGGAUUAUUGUGGGAAUUGUUGUUUCUUGCGUUGCGGUUGGCCUGAUGAUCAUUGCGGGGCUGUUCUUCUUUGUUCGACGACAGCGACGAAACAGAAAGGAGGACGGCGACAGCAAAGGUAGCCCUGCAGCGGAACUGGCUGAGAAGUCCAUUGUUGAGCUGGCGGAAAAGUCUGAUGUGUACGAAGUAGACACACGGAGGGUGUUUGAGGCGGACACGGAGCGAUACACGCACGAGAUGGCUUGCAACGACAUCAAAACAGAAGCGUGAGAGUUGGAGGAUACGUCAUGUAAGGUCCCGGGAGCUGCCUCCAUCUUACGGGGUAGUAUCUGAGAAGGAGAAAGACGCGGAUAUCCCUCCAAAGAUGGUACAGACCUAGUGUUCAACAGAGCAGUUGAAAAGUCUUUUCGAACACUAAUAGAGCCGCACUAUCAGCACAGCCCCCAGCAAUUUACCUGGCUACGCAGCACCAACACUCCCUCGAGAUACCUUGCAUCAAUACCCUCAAGGGAACCAAUCGCUUAGAUAAAGGUUGCACUCUUUGAUAUAGGAAGUAAUCGAUAUUCAGUCACACAAGCCUCGAGUACAGAACCAACAAGACUUGGCACACAACCCUCUCUCGCGCUGUUCUGCCUGCCUGGUCUGAGGGAACAGGAUGGUACAAAGGGCAGUUUGAGCCAUUUCGCUGGAUGGCCUUGGUUUUAUCUGCCUUACCCAUCAGUGCACACCCAAAAUGACCACCGCUACCCCAAUUACAUCAUGGGAUUUCCGGGCGAUUGAGGUGCUGGUUGACACGAGUAACAGGGCGCUGGUGGAAUUUCUUCAUACCGCGUACGGCUACUCUUCAGGCAAGCGCAAGUUCCACCCAGACCUCCUCUACCACUGCCGCUCUCCCCAACGCCUGUGGUCUGCCGAGUUGUUUUGACUGCGGGGGAGAUUUCCCUGGGUGUUGUCCCGUCGGAUUGAUCUGUGGAGGACCUGGGGGGAGGGAUGACCGUUGCUUUUUCGACAGACCUGCCUCGAUCGUACCGUGGGGGGAUAUACGUCAAUCAUGUCCGGAUAAAGGCGGGUAUGGAGCUUGCCCUGAGACGGUGGGAGGUAAGAGCUGUCGUGUUUCCCGAUGGUUCACAGCCAACAUGGCGUGGCAGGAGGCUGCUGUCCGGCAUCAUACGCCUGCGUCAGCGGUGGGUGUAUGCUUUACAAAAAAGAUCCAGG